AUGGUCACCACCGAAAACACUACUGAUAAUCCCAAUAUCGAAGCAAGCCCAAUACCAAGAAUGCAAGACUUGGAAGCACAAGCAGAAAUGCCACAAGUGACUAUUGUCGUUAAGAACCACAACCUGAUAGGUACCUCAAAAGAUCAUGGGGUCGUGAAUAAGGAAAUGGAGGAAUUUGAAGCUUUCAAAAGAUACAAAUCGAUGAAAAGGAUUGGGAUUAUGUAUAUAUACACUCGGGUCAAUCCGGUGACUCGAAUGACAAACACAACAGAGAGAAAGAGGGAGAUAAAAGGGGGGGGGGGUGAUGAACGAAGGAAAAUAACCUCACAGAGAGUAAAACAAACGAAAGAGUACCAUUAG
Molecule: messenger RNA, 360 nt
Organism: Lactuca virosa
Lineage: Eukaryota; Viridiplantae; Streptophyta; Magnoliopsida; Asterales; Asteraceae
Source: the annotation of a GenBank genome assembly